UUGAGAAUGGCGAAGUCUACUUUGAUUAACUUUGUUUUAUGUCAUCAACAACAGAUUCAAAUUGUUGCUUUCAGCUAUCUCAAGGCUACCUCCUCAUUUGCAGAUGGACUGUGGUAACGGCUUCAAGAUAAAUUUGGAACAUUCUUCAGAAAAUCCUCUUGUUUGUUCAGUGUGCUCAGGUCGUGAAGUGUUUGGUAUAUUACCUGCUUGUCUGCAUGUAGUAUGUGUAACAUGUGCAGAAUAUAUGCGUAAGGAUGAUGUAUACCGUUGCAUUUUAUGCAAAGAAUCAAGCCAAAAGAUUAUCAGUAAUCCUAACAUUUGUAACUCCGAAAACACCAAUAAGUCACCCACAUGCAAUUGGUGCCAUGACAAUGGAGAACAGACGAAAUCAAUCGGACAUUGCGAAGAUUGUGACAUAUGGUUAUGUGGAGAAUGCCUAAAGGGUCAUAACAGAAUGCCUCCAUUACGUAACCAUAACAUUACACUGCUUUCAAAAAGCGAACAUCUAGGCUCACUACGAUGUGAAGCACACCCAAACGAAGCACUAGAAUGCUUCUGUGAGGCUUGUGGAGUAUUAACUUGUCGUGACUGUCAGCUAUCAGUUCACAGAGAUCAUGGAAGCCAUCGGUGGGUUGGAGAAAAAGCUGUUCAACUAAAGGCUCCUUUAGAAGAGGGCAUUCAAGACCUCAAAGAAUCAGGAAAAAAACUAUCUUCUGCCUUACUUUGUGCUACUAGCGCUCGUACUUGCAUGGAGGACAGCUUCAUAUUCAGUGUGGAAAAAGCUCGUCAAGAUAUCAAGUCACGGACGUCUUCCCUCAUUGAUUGCAUUCAAAAUCGUUCUGAAUGCCUCUUGAAUGAACUUGACAAAAAAGCAGAUACAUAUAUUGGUCGACUACAGGAGACGGAGAAUUUGAUACGUAAGCUCCAGGUAUGUGUAGCUAACUAGCUUACUCUAAUUUAACCGUUUUGCUUACCUGCGACACUACCUAUGUAGUCCACGAAAAUGUAAGUUUCUUAUUUCAUUCAAGAUACGCCCCUACAAAAAGAGAUAUGUCUAUCUCGCGUGGCCACCUAAUUACCUACUCACAUGUAGAUAGUGGCGGAAUCGCGGAAAGUUCAUUGUUUCAAUCCAUAUAAAGAGACCCAGUUAUGCUGACUAUCGAAUCUAUUAUUGACUAAAGGUCCAUAAGCCUUAUAAAUAGUAGUUACAGAGAUUUCGUAAAAAAAUCAGAAACGUUAUGAAGUUCUGUUUUGAUUUUCAUAAAUGUUUCUUCGUGGACUUUUUUAAUCAGAUUUAUAUAUCGCACAUAAAAUGUUAAAUAUGAAAAUAUAUGUGAUUAAUCUUUUUGUCACUAUAAAGGAACAGAUAAAUUUUGCGUCGGCAUUUUCCAGUCAUCUCAUUCAAAAUGUAGACAAUGAUCCUGCUAGCUUAGUGCAGUUGUAUGAAACUGUCAAACUUCGACUUGAUUUGCUUCAAAUACUGUCUGAACAAGUUUUGAGUGAUUCGCCGUCCGUAAUUGAUUCAUUGGAUCAAAAACUGAAAGAUCGAGUUAAAGAGUCCAGUUUAUGGUCUGAAAAUGUUAUUGGCUGGCAUACUAUGGUCAAUACACGAGCAUUGUUUCUUGGCACCUGGGAUGCUGAGGAAUUAUGUCGAUAUUCUGGAACAAUAGCAUGGUUACCCAAACAAGCUAAAAAUACCUUUUCUCUCAAGGACAAUAAUCAAACAUUUGGCAGUCAGGUAGUUGUAAAGACAGAAAAUGUAAGUUUCAGGAGAAUUUGAAUUUUUGUUUAUCAAUAAAUAAUAAUUGCUUAUGAUAAGUGUCCUUGAAUUUUUAGACAAAUAUAUUUGUUUCCCCUAAAGUGUAUAAACAUUAAAUUAACGUUUUUGAUAGUUUAAGUACUUGUUAAUUUAUAGAAGUAUUGUGUUUUGUGAAUAUCGUUGGUAAAUUUCCGGACAAAAGUUAAUGCUCCCCGUUUGUUGAGUUGUUCUUGAGCGAACUGGGGACUAAGUAAUCUUUUAAAAAAACGUCUAACUCCUUGUGAGCUUUGCCCUGGCUUUUGUAUGAGAUAAAGCGAAAUCGUUUUGUAAUGUGUAGAAUUCAGUAAUGGUUAUUAGUUCGGAGGAGAUAUAUGAAUGGGUUAUUUUCAUUUCGUUGAUUCGACACUUUUGUGAUUGAAAAUUUUGAAGUGGUCAGGUUACGCGUUAAUAUUUGAUUAAAAGUUAUUACGGGAAGGCAUUAAAUGUUUCUUCCUAUGCAUCCAGUUUACGUUGAUAUUUAAUGUAUGGAUUAGUGUUCAGUGUGAUUGUAACGUAUUAGUUGAACGAAUGACGAAAACAAACUUUUCAUAUUCUAAAGUAAAUAAUCUCUUAUUUUAUAGUGACGGAAAUGGUGUAUACUCAAAACAAAACAUUAAGUCGAUGUUACUCGUAAAUUAAAGUAAAGCUGACUCCAUCUGUUGCGACGAAUGUUUCUAGGCUGCAUUGGAAUUCUGGUUUGUUAGCGUCCUUAUGGCUAUCAUAGUUUGCCUAACGAGCCAAGCUGUAUGAUAAGUUUACAAAUGUGUUUGUACAGUUUGUAUUUUUAUAUUUUACAUUUAACUCAGAUGAAUUUACUCCCAAGUUAAAAUAUUUUGUUGUUCCAGGGAUUAUCGAAAAAUAAUGACUUUGCAAGUAAUCAACUGUCUGCUGAUACGAAUGAUUUUCUGGAUUCUCUAGCAGAAUUGGAUGGUGAUAAAUGGACAUGUGGAGAAGCUAAUGGUGAAUCUAAUUCUUCUCCAGUGGGAUGUGCUAUCUGUUUUGGAGUUGGACUACUCGCACAUUGUGGGCGUUGUAACCGGGCAUAUCACUUGGAUUGUCAUUUGCCUCGGAUAAACAGUAUUUCGUUAACACCUAGUUGGGUUUGUGGUCUAUGCGCCGACGAUGAGGUUGAUUUAGCUGUUCAUGUUGAGCAUGCAGUAAAUGGAAGGUUUUCUCGCAGUGAUUAUCUAGUAAGUGUGGCGCAUAUAUAUCUGGUGCCCCCUUGUACCAAUAUUUAUGUGCUCAAAUAAAUAAAUAGUAAGUCGGAGAUAUGCGGAAGAACUUUGUUUUCACCUUUCAUUAAAUCGAAGAAAAAGAUAUUCGUUCAACGAAUACUUCGCGAGAGCACAAUUGUUUUAACAAUAUUUCAUAUAAAUGCUCAAAUUCCUUUCAUUCCUUUUAAAUUUUAUUUAUGAUAUAUAACUUGCACAUAUUAUAUGCUCUAAUUAGAAUUUAAUAGUUCCAUAUAAUAAGCCAUAAAGGAAAAACACUUUCGUAACCUAGCUUUUCUCAAAAGGCCAGUUGUCACUAAUAAUGACUAGGCUAGACAGGGAAGCGAGACCAAUAGAGACUCUGGGCCGUCCGUACGUGUUUGCGUGUCACUGUAAUCGAUUGAUAAGUACGCUGCUCUCUAAUUUUUCCAGUCAAGGACACGACAAUUAGCACAGGGUAAAAAUCGAUCGCAAUUUAAAGCCAUAACAAUUGGCGACGGGGUGGAGAAAAAUUUUGAACCUUGUAAUUGGACGAGAUUCAGGCUAAUUGUUUCGACCAAUCAGAGUCCAGAUUUAUCACCAGCGUCCUUGAGCAACAUUUGUCAUUAUUCCUACAGUUAGUUUUCAUUGCUGGUACAGAAAAGAAAAAAAAGACUACGUUUUCCGGCCAAUUACAGCUUCUACUUGAGCAACAACAGCAGUGUUUCAAAAAUAGCCAGUUGAAUUUUUUAGAAAAUUUACACACACUGUUGGUAAAUUUUCCAUGUUUCGGAAAUGCAACAGAAGUUGGUAAGUUCAUUUCUCAUCUGCAGACUGAGCUGGAAAACAACUGCAGAACAUAUGGAGCUGUUUAUAAAAGCCUCUGUGAAUCCCGGACGACCAGUGAUGUAAACGAGAAAGUCAUUCAUGAUUCGCCCAGUUAUCCAGAAAUGUCAAAUUCGGAAACAUUCCCUGUCGUGGGUUCAAAUCCCACUGUUCCUGAAACGUGUACAGACAGUGAUGUACCCAGCUCACAGGAAGAUCUCUUAUUAAAUGCUCAUAAAUUAAUUACAGUACCCUCUCACAAGGAAAGAGGAAACAAAUCGUGCAGUAUACUGAGUCUAGCUGCUCCAAACGGUCCUCAUCAGUCAACAACAGGAGAUUCUGAUGAAUCUUAUUAUCUAGAUCCUCUUGUACCAGAAAAUGUGUUAAAUGCACCAAACGAUGAUCAGAAGUUUAAUACAAUUUUGGUAGAUGUUAAUUAUCCCAGUGAUCAACUAUCCACAAAUGAUAUUUUCAAGGAAUUCUAUGAUAAUGUUCCAGAAGAAUCGAACGUUGAUGACCUCAUAUCAAGCGACGUUGGUCCACACUACUUAAUCACUUUUAGUGACUUCUCUGUUCCAUGUGACAAUUAUGUGUUAAAUAAAGUCGAAUUAAUUCUAACUUGGGAAUAUGAGGACCCAACAUUAUUUCGUGGGGGAGGAUGAACCCAGAAAAUUUCAAAAUCCGGAUAUCAACUCCGGAUCUUCAAAAAAAGGGGAGGUGUUGUGGAUGCGGAGGAAUAGACCAAUAAUUAUCAUGUUAAGUCCAAUGGUGUCCUUGGACUUUAAAUGGACAUUUCCUAUUGGUCGACGUCUGUUCACUUGUUGAAUAUUGUACAAAAUGUUGUUUUCUAUUUUAUGGCACGAUGUGGUAUGCUUGAUUGGUAUAUAAACAAAGUAUGUUUGAAAUAUAAUGAUUCAUAUCUCCGAGGCUGUGGCUUGUGUUCUUGACUCAACUGGCUAGGACAGACAGCGAAGCAGGGCCAAUCAGGGCACUAGGUCGUCCACUACGUGUUUUACGUGUCCACUGUCACAGAAGCGAUCGAUAAAUAAACGCUACUUAUCAUAACCUGCAGUCACACACGUUACAACAGUUUUCAUCAGUGACGAGACAUCAUUUAUAGUAGUAAACAUAACAUAUAGGUUUCUCAGUCAUUUAACCAUAAAUAACGUAAAAACUGCUUCAGUUCAAGUUUUUACAACGUAUAAGCACAGUGAGAUAAAAUUACCAAUAUGAACAAAAUAGGAUAAAUAUUGGUAGUAUCGGUGGAAAGAAAGAUUAAUCUAAUACAAUGUGAUUCGAGAAGGAAUGAAUUCUUGAGAUAAAAUGCACAGAGUGAUUUCAAACUCAGGGUCUAACAGGAAAACAAAGAGUGAGUACGUCUGCACCACUAUGACCGAUUCUAGGCCAUAUCACCGAACUUUUCAAACCACCAGUUACGAUAACCUCACAGACCCCAACCGCAUAUUUUGAUCAGCCUAGCUUUCAGUGACUUCAUGUAAUAAUUUAACAUUUUGAUAUGGUCAUUCCUGGCUGCCUUCCAACAUAUUCCUGUACUAGUAAACAUCGAAAGUAAUUGUAAAAGGUAGUUGGGCAUAUAUAGUAUAUGUUCCAACCAUCUCAGUCAACGACAGUUCACAAUCUCAUUAACCGAUUUGCUAUUUUUAUUGUGAGUCUAACUUCAGUAUUGCUCACUCAGUGGUCCAAACAUACACAAGAAGUGCUUCGAAGUCAUCUGUGUUUAAGUACUGCUAAUAUCAACUUUUUUUAAGGACCAUGUUUCAUAGGCAAGUUCGUAUCACAAAUGUAACCUGAACCGUUUCGUUCACCAGUUACUAACAUUACAUUCGAAGGCUGAUGGAUCUGUACGAAGUUAUUAUCUUACAUUUGAUGAAUGAGUUUUUUGUUUACCCUGGCUUCAUACUUAAUAGUAGCUUACCAAAAAAACCAUUACAUAAAUCCGUCCCAAGAUGUUUACAGUUUAUCACUCAUUGAUAAGAGCUAAUGAUAAGACAUCUAUACAUUUAACAAUUUGAGUCGGCAGUUAGAAUCAGUUGAAUACCACUGCAAAUGUUUGUAAAUCAAGGCAAUUUUGUAUUGUUUUUAAUCGUAGUACUUUAUUUCUUAACUGUUCGUGUUUCUCAUUUGAAAAUCACUUUGAUUGUUGAUGUUGCUCAAUCAAUAUUUGGUCAGAUUAGUAUUUUUGGAAAUUAUCGUUUCACUUUAUAGGCAGGGUGUCGAAUUUUAAUGGGUUUGCUAGUUCACGAAGAAGCUGUUCAUUUUACUGCAUCGGUUUGUCCAGCAUGUUCGGUCCCCCUUCUAUCUACUAGUCAAUCCAUGCCUCAUUGUCCUGAAGGUCAUCUUUAUCAUCGUCUUGCAGAACUUCGGUUAUACUUAGAAGAAGCAGCUUCCACUCCAAAUGGUCGUUCAGAUACAUAUUCCAAUCCUUAUUCAGACAGUAAUCAAUGUCAUUUCACUUGCCUCAGUGAUUGGCUCAUAGAGGUAGAUAAAUUUUGGUCAGAUGCUGCUAAAGAAACUAAUGUAAGUACCAUUAUAAAAUAAUAGAAAACAUUGGUAAUAGUUUGACAGAAAUAAUGCUAAUUUUCAAUACGUAAGGGUUUUUGAAGAAUUCCAUUAGCAUUACGAAUUGUUGCAGGUUUUUCAAAAUUGUGUAAAUCUCUCCAAGGAAUGUCAAUGUUAUUGAAAUUGUUCGUAAUUUUAAGUCAUCACAUGACGUAUUAUUAUUGAAUUGAAGUGUUAGUAUAUGUGAACAAGGUAACUAAUGCUAAGGCUGUUAAAGUAACAGUUUUCAGAUGGACAAUCCCGUUUCCCGUCAAUUUCCUAACCCUGAUCGAUGAUUAAUAAAAAGGCAAAUUAGUACAGGGAAACUGAGAAAACUGUGCUUCUGAAUAGAUAGAGGUAAGUUUGAACACUUGCAUUUAUUCCACAUCUCUUAUAUCUUGAGAUAAGUGUCAUUCCAUGAUUUACAUUCUUCAGUCUCGUUAGUUCUUUCUGAUAUGUAAUUCUUAGAUUUAGCUUCCUAUUAGAGUGGAUGUUUCCUCACCUCCCAUAUUUCUUAUCUUAUUACUUUCCUCUCUCGGUUUACUUCUAUGAGGUGCCAUAAAUCAAACCAAUACACAUUCAUAUGAGACUAUACUUGAACUCUGCCUGACUAACUUAGAGGUUUCAUUCGUAAAUGAGGCCCAGUUAUUUUAUUUUAUUUGAACACAUAUAUAUUGGUACAGGAGUGCGCCAAAUAUAUAUGCGCCACACAAAACAAUGAGAAUUUUAGAAGAAAAAGAGAAAAAGUGGGGAACGUAAAAAAAAUAUUAAAAAAAACGAUAACGAAAAGAUUGGUGUAAGGUAGUGUAAUAAUAAUAGUAAUAGUAGGGGAACAGAAGGGUACAAUCAGAAGAAACCUUUCAGUUAAGCAAGAUACAACCACGUUUUAUAAAGAAAGUAAAAGAAGGUUACAGCAGGAUCGCCACUGGCUUCUAUUCUGAGCCAUAUCUGAUAACGUCUCUAGCCACUGUGUUGUACCAUCUCUCAGACCCCAACCAGGGAGUCGUGAAGGACCAACAGAAGGCAGUCCUUUGCAACUUUCUUUCAUACCACGACACCAUGUUAUAUACUGACCACCUCUCCGCUUUCUCCAACCAGUCCCAGAGUCGGCAUAUAAUGCACGACGUGGAAUUCUCUGGGACGACAUUCGUAGAACAUGUCCAAGCCACCGAAGUCGGUGUUUCAAGAUGGUGACACCAAUUGCAUUAUCAUCUCUGUGCCCGAACACACGAUGCCGAACCUCUGCCAGGUGAUUUGUAACGCUUCAAGAGUUGGAGUUCCUUGCGGACUUCCUCGUUUGGUGGAUCAGUCGUCCGGUAAUUACCAAAUGCAGCUGCUGCUUCCAGCUCAUUAGCACGCUCCGACCACCAGGUUUCUCGGUCCUUACGCAAGCUUUGCCCAAUUUCACUACGUAACAACCUUCGUUUGUGGUCAAACUCACGGUCUCCCGGAGUAGACCGACGGGCUUCAAUGAGUUGUAAGGAACCUGCAGAAACCCAGUGCUUAAAAGCGGGACGUUUCGCGAACCCACAAUUGACUGUACCCACCAUUUUCAUGGCGUCAUGCAAUUGCAACCAAUGCUCAUCUAUACUUUUCGGUGGAGUGGUAGCUAGCCUAGAGGCUAGCUCGGUUCGAUACUUACUUGCAACAGAAGUUGCAACCAGCUUGCUAAUAUCAAUCCGUUGAUGGCGGUCACUUCGUUGUCCACUGAAAAGUAAGGUAAGAUUGGCGCAGACCAAGGCAUGAUCAGAGUCCAGAUAGGUACUCCAAAAGGAGCGGCAGUCUUGUACACAACCACGCCAGCAGUAGCUGAUUGCGAUGUGGUCAAUUUGAGUUCAGGCUUGAGAUGCAGAGGGAGGACGCCAGGUGGCACAUCGGCGAUGACUGUGCCGAAAGUUAGUGCUAGCCAGAAACAGGUUUUGGUCUGUGCACAGUUGCAGUAGACGGUCCCCGUUAUCUGUCCUGCUACUAACAAGUCCCCAUCGGCCACCUAAACGACCCUCUUCUGUGCCUAGACGCCCGACCUGGGCAUUCAAGUCUCCGGCUAGUACUACAAUAUCUGUCAAACGCACUUUCUGGAGAAGAACAGAUAACUGGUGGUAAAACUCAUCCUUGAUUGCAUCCAGGCUGCAAUCUGUCGGGGCAUAGGCGGAGAUGACGAAAAGACAUCGUUUCUCACGCCGAUUUCUUCUCACUUUGAUGGAACUUUCUAAUCUAACAGCACAUAACCGACUGUUAACGGGGAUCCAAUCGAUUAGUGCUGCCUCAGCUCUAGUGCUUAGUGCGACACCAACGCCAGCAAGACCAGACGAAGAUGCCACAGGGUCCCCGGAUAAGCGCACGUAAAACAAGCUUUUUGAAGUGACAGAUGAAGAUCGAAUUUGUAGUACUUCGCCAGAGUCUUGAAUACGGGUCUCGGAUAGACAACAGACAUCGAUAUUAAGACUUUUUAAAGACAUAGCCAGCCCUAUCUGUUGUCCGACCUGCAUAAAUGUGCGAACGUUGAAGGCAGCCAGUUUGAAUGGUGCACGUGGUCUCAGAAAAAAUGCUUCAGUACUCAUAUUCAUUGGUAACAUACAAUUUUCAACCGGACAGUGACUCGAGAACGUUUAGAUAGAGUCGAAUUUCCACCAGAGACGAGCUGCUGUAUAAACCGAAAAGAUAAGUAUAGACGGAGUAGGAAUAAAAGAGGGUGAAUAAUGAUGUAGUAAAUAAUAAUAAGAAUAAUAAUAAUAAUAAUAAUGAUAAUAAUAACAAUAAUAGAAUCAUUUGAAUGUUCGUCGAAGCAAAAGAAUUAGUUUCCAUGAUCAUAGACAGUUCAGUUCAUUAAUUGCGUGUGGGCUGCGAUACUGCCCGGGUGCCCAGACCAAAGCAGGUGGUUACCUUAGGGGGCCACACCCCGAGCCUUUGUCCUAAAGGUCUAACCCACAAGGCAGUGGAGCAUCGUAAGGAGAUGCAGUCCCAUGGUAGCCUGUGACCAACGGUUGGUUCAUACGCCGUUUGUUCCCGCAGGAUACUGGUGCCCAUGUGCACCAUUGAUUUGGAAUCCGGUUAAAGCGCCGGACAUUCGCUUUUCGUCCUCUCAUUUUCGUAAACAACACCCCCGCCACGAGAAGGCAAUGAGUAGAACUUCCCUGGCAGAGGCUGUAUACGUGCGGCCGUGUGAGAGUAUUUCGAGAGGGAGGGCGAACUCACCCCGCUCUUGGCCAUACCAAGGCAUUUGGGGGCACCAAACGUUGUAAGUCCAAGUGUUUUGUAUGAACUGUGACAAAUUCUCGGGCAUUGUUCAAUCAUUUCCUUGGGACAAGUAUCACAAAGUUGAAGAAUAUUGGCUAACAUGAGUAAACUAUAUUCAUUUAUGCGGUCGAUCACCACUUUUAUUUAGAUCGCUUCAUCAAAAAAAGGUUUGAUUUUAUUUUUCAUCGAUUCAGGUGAUUAUGUUUUUGUUUAUUUUAGAUUCGUGGCUCCACUAAGGGGUGUCUACAAGCAGCACGUCGGCUUCGAUCUCGUCUAAACUCACUUGUUCGUGAACAUCGACCGGACUGUGAAGCUAUUUUAUCGGGCAAAACAAUAGCUAAUGAUUUGAUCAGCGAACCACUUAGUAAUAAUCCAUCUGUUGUAGAUAACUUUGUACCAGAGCCGUAUGCAUUGAAUACAUCUCCCGUUCCUGUGAAAAACGAAGUUGGUGAAUAAUAGUUCAGUAAAAGCAUCAGCACUUGUAUAACCCGGUUAACUAAGCAAGCAAGCAGUUCAAUAUACACUCCCUAGCAUAUGUACACUACAUAUAUUUCAUAUUGUAUUAUCCCAUUUUUGUAUAUGUACAAGUAUGAUUGUUUUUGCAUAUUCCUUACUUUGUUAAGCAAGUUAUCUAUAAGCUAUUCUUUUUUUGUACACUAUACUUGAUAUUGUAUUUUAGUGUUACGUAAUCUUUUUGUUACUUGACAAUAACACUUUAUCUCUUCAUUUCCCAAAAUGUAUGGAAGCAUUUAUGUAUUUAUAUAUCUGUUGUUUCGUUGAAUGCUCUAUUUUGAAUGAUAGUUUUUAAGGAGGAUACAUAACCAAGUGUAAAUCGUCACCUGUUCCUCUUCUACUCUAAGGUAUCCAUAAUCUAUUUUGCAUAUAAAUAUCUUAGUUGAGGACUUCUCAUAAUAUUGUCAAGUCAGAGUCUGUGUAAAGCUAUAAUUAAAACAAAUACAAAUCAACCUUCAACAAUUUAUGUUUUAAACAUUAGCGGUGACCCAACGUAAUAAAAUAAGAGUACAUUGAUAAUAAUAAACAGAUUAAAAUAUUUAUGGACUCGCAUUUUUUAUACGAAGUAGUUGUAUCAAGAUAGACCACACCAAUGUUGGGCUGAUUAUAAAUUUCAGUAGUUUAGAGUGAAUCGCAAUUGAUUACUUGUCUAGUUAUUAACAUCAC
Schistosoma haematobium is the source of this 10788-nucleotide messenger RNA. RefSeq names its product Tripartite motif containing 33. Gene Ontology annotation, molecular function: zinc ion binding. The transcript has 3 exons. Lineage: Eukaryota; Metazoa; Platyhelminthes; Trematoda; Strigeidida; Schistosomatidae. The record is from RefSeq and is a predicted model, not a curated record. Bases 104 to 946 code for a protein of 280 amino acids.